UGCGCGCCGACUUAGUGGGGUCUUUCUUGAUGUUGGCUGAACAUGGAUUCUGCGGGUCGACAGCUGGUGGUGGUUGGUGGCAGUUACCAGCAGAUCUUGUUCGGGUACCGGCUGUCCAACUGGGCACAGAGUUGGGAUCCUGAAGCUGAUUUUACCCAUCAUGCUCACACUGCCUCUUUAACCACUGUGGCUGUAAAUGAUCAAUACGUGGCAACGGGUAGUAGAGAUGAAACUAUUCAGUUGUAUAACAUGAAAAAGAAAAUUGAUCAAGGAUCAUUAUUACACCAUAAUGGUACAAUAACCUGUUUGGAAUUCUACGGGAAAACACACUUACUAAGUGGAGCAGAAGAUGGACUCAUCUGUGUGUGGGACACAAAGAAAUGGGAAUGUUUGAAAUCUAUUCAAGCUCAUAAAGGCCAUGUGUCAUCAUUUUCUGUCCAUCCAUCUGGAAGACUGGCUUUGUCAGUAGGAACAGACAAAACAUUAAGAACAUGGAAUCUAAUCGAUGGAAAAGCUGCAUUCGUGAAAUCAAUAAAACAGAAUGCUCACAUUGUUCUGUGGUCCCCCAGUGGAGACAAUUAUGUUGUGGUUUCAAAUAACCAGUUGGAUAUUUAUACUCUGAAAACAGCCUCCAUCAGUGGUACUAUUACUUGUGAUAAAAGGAUCUUCUCAGUGACAUUUAUAACGGAGUCUAUCAUCGCUAUUGCUGGAGAUGAAGAACAUGUUAGACUGUAUGACAUAAACUCAGCAAAAUGUCUUUCUGAAUUCAAGGCUCAUGAAGCCAGAGUGAAAGUGUUGUACUACUUUCAAGUGGGUCAGAAUAACAUUCUUGCCACUGCAUCCAGCGAUGGCUACAUUAAGCUGUGGAAGCUGAACACUGAAGAGAUUGAAAGUGGUCCAUUACUGCUAAGUGAACUAAAUACUAAAGCCCGGCUUACUUGUCUAGCGGUGUGGCUGUCAAAUCCUGCAAGUGUUCCACAAGGGGCUGAGGAACAAAGUUCGCACUGUGAAGAAGUUACAGCUACCAAAAAAUAUUAUAAAGAAGGGAAAAAUGAAGUGAAAACAACUCCUGUGGUUGAGAUCAUUCAUCCAAAGACAGAGCAAAUUUUACACAAGAGGAAAACAGUUGCUAAAACAAAAGAGCGAAGAAAGAAAAUGAAACAAUAAAUCAACUUGAAAUAAACUCUUCCCUUUAGUAUCAAAUAAUGUGAAGCCAAAUUGCUCCAUGGAUAAUCACAAAGACUAUUUUUAUGGUUUUAUAUUUGUAAAGAGAAUAUGCGGAGGAUUUCAUAUUAUCCAAAUAAAACUGCUUUCUUAAAUUAA
Molecule: messenger RNA, 1323 nt
Organism: Mobula hypostoma (lesser devil ray)
Lineage: Eukaryota; Metazoa; Chordata; Chondrichthyes; Myliobatiformes; Myliobatidae
Gene: pak1ip1
Product: PAK1 interacting protein 1
Exons: 10
Coding region: 43-1167 (374 amino acids)
Molecular function (GO): protein binding
Source: RefSeq, a predicted model, not a curated record